Rhopilema esculentum is the source of this 1298-nucleotide messenger RNA. Lineage: Eukaryota; Metazoa; Cnidaria; Scyphozoa; Rhizostomeae; Rhizostomatidae. The record is from RefSeq and is a predicted model, not a curated record.
GUCAUCCACUUGGCAAGUCACUUACAAACAUUGCGGUACAAGGAGAAGGAAAUCGACUGCUGGCUGUGUACAUCGAAGCAGGCAGGAUAAAAAAGAAAGAAAAGGUACCUCUCUCUUUCUUCUCUAUCGUGCCAGGAUCAUUAAGAAAGGCUACAAAAAUGAGACUUGCAACAUUGUUCAGCUUGGUUGUUUUGGUAUUGGUUGCUAUCGUUACCGAAGCGAGCGCUUCCAACAGCGUCGACCAUUUUGACACUGAUGCUGCAGAGAUAAGUCCUAAUGAUAACAUCGAAAGUGAUCUCGAAGAGGAGCACGAGCGGAUCAAAAGGAGCCCAGGGUGGAGGAGGAGAUUCCGUGUCAGAAUCAGAAGACCUAUCAGGAAAAUUGGUCGUGCUGUUAGAAAAGUGGGUCAGGGGGUGAAAAAGGCUGCUCGCAAAGUAAAAGCGGUGGUUAAGAAAGUUGCUUCGAAAGCAAAGGAAGCUAUCAAAAAAGCCGCUGGAAAAUUGAAGACUGCUUGGAAAAAAGCGCGCGACAAGACCAAGUCAGCUCUGCGAAAAGUAAAAGAUAAAGUAAAAAGUAUAGGAAAAUUGCCUGUAAAACUUGCAAAGAAGCUGAAGGACAAAUUGAAGGAAAAAAUUCUACGUAAGCUCGCUAAAGAAGAGGGGGAUGAAGUUUCCGAAGAAACCACUGUGACAGAAAGCUGUGAUGCAGAUUGCAAGUUUGUCAGGGAAUGUCUCAAAGUAGUGGAGCUGUUCAAGAGGUCUUUUUGUGCUUUUUACACAUUGAGACGGAAACACAACGAUUUCAUGGUAGACAGAAAUCUAAACUCAACUUUGACACUGAUUAUCAACGACAUUAUCAUAGAUUCGUUGAGUUUCUAUUCAGAGCUGUCGAACGUUUUACGACUUUUCUACCCAAGCAUGAAAAUUGAGGACCGAAAGUCUCUUUCAGCUAGGUGCAGCAAAGGAAUGAUGCCAUGUGUUCCUGGGCCUGCUUCCACUGGAGAAUUCCACAAGCUGAAAUGCCUAAAACCAUGCUAUGGUUUCACAGGGUGUGCUGCAAGUGACAAGGAACUUAUGCAAGUGGUUGAUAAAGCAGCAGCGAAGUUUAGACAAGAGAUUGAGCGUGCUUUGAAACUGAUCGAGUAAAGAGUACAUUUUCAAACUUUCAUCUAUACUAAUACUCGGUAAUAAUAAUGUUUUAGGUGAUACUUAACAGAUCGAAAAGAGUGUGUUUUAUGCUCAUUCACAACAAUCUACGGUUAGGUGCGAUAGGAAAAUGUAUGCAUAGAAACUCUGGGA